Molecule: messenger RNA, 1296 nt
Organism: Lasiodiplodia theobromae
Lineage: Eukaryota; Fungi; Ascomycota; Dothideomycetes; Botryosphaeriales; Botryosphaeriaceae
Exons: 4
Coding region: 1-1296 (431 amino acids)
Source: RefSeq, a predicted model, not a curated record
AUGACAACCGUCCUCCAAGAAGAUUCCAGUCUUCAGACCAUGACGAUCAUCGCCCACCAAGAAGAUUUCAGCCAGCAGAGCAUGACGAUCAUCGCCCUCCAAGACGAUAUUAUGCAUCAGAACACGACGACAACCGCCCCCCAAGACGAACCCGACCUGCAGAGCACGAUGAUCAUCCUCGACGCGAUUACUCUCACCCCUAGCUUCCAGCUCCUCCAGACCAUCAUCCCGGCCGCCACCGAGGGAGGACCAUUACCCCUCAAGACCACCUUCCCGCCCUCCAGUCUCAAGAAGUCAAUCGUCCGCCCCAGCAUACCACCAACCUUCUUCAUCCAGCCACUACCCAUACUCACCAACGCCGACGACGACGACGACGCACCCCGAGCGAUCACCGGUGCGCCCGCCAAUGUCGCCGACAUACUCCUCCGGGGCGCCAACCUCGCGAUACGCCCCAACCCCCACCACUGCCACGAGAGCAGACACGACCAGAGGCACGAGGAGAGGCACGAUGAGCCGACGAAGCACGAACCAGAACCACCCGCCAGCAGCUCCAGCAAACCCAAACCCACCAAAUCCGAACGCUUCGCCGCCGCCGCCGUCUACGCCGACAACGCGCGCGCCAUCUUCGACGGCGCGACGGCGGCCAAAAGCUUCUGGGACGCGCAUAUCCAAGAGCACAUCAACGCGCGGAAGCAGAAGAAGAGGGAGGCGAAGGCCGCCCAGGCCGAGGAGGAGGAGGAGGCAAGAGAAGCAGAAGCAGAGAGGGCGGACAGCGUAACCAGCGCUGGGGACAGGGAUAAGGAGAAGGACCACCACGACCACGACCACGACGGCGGGAAGAGCAAGAGCGGCGGCAAGAGCGGCGGCAGGAGCACCCCCUACCCCAGCGGAUCGGAGCAUGGUGAUGAUGAUGACGAUGAGGCGGAGUACGACUCGGACCGCUACUGCCACUAUCGCGACGACGGUGAUGCUAACGACGACGACGGGAGAAAAGAUCACGAUAUCGACGGCGACAACGACACGUCCGAUGGGAGUGAGAGCGACGACGACGACUCUAACGACGACGACCACGGCAACAGCGAUGGCGACGACGAUGAUUACGAUGCUGGCCCCGCGCCUUUCGAAGUGGGCGAUCGAGUGCGGCUCCUGCAGGGAGGGAAUAAUGACGCGGUGUUCGAGGUGUGCCGCGCGGAUGCCGCGGCGGAUGUGUAUGAUGUGAGGGUGCCGGGGACGGAGCAGGUCGUGGGUAAGGGGGUGGCAGGGGAUGCGUUGAAGUUUGUUGCGUUUGCUUCGUGA